Molecule: messenger RNA, 6238 nt
Organism: Lampris incognitus (smalleye Pacific opah)
Lineage: Eukaryota; Metazoa; Chordata; Actinopteri; Lampriformes; Lampridae
Product: myosin-11-like
Exons: 42
Coding region: 1-6009 (2002 amino acids)
Cellular component (GO): myosin complex
Molecular function (GO): cytoskeletal motor activity; actin filament binding; ATP binding
Source: RefSeq, a predicted model, not a curated record
AUGGCUGACCCAGCCAGUGAUGACAACAAGUAUCUCUUCACAGAGAAUGACUUUCACAACAGUGGGGUGGCACAGGCCGAUUGGUCGGCCAAGAGGAUGGUGUGGAUCCCGUCAGAGAGGGAGGGCUUUGAGGCAGCCAGCAUCAAGGAGGAGAAGGGUGAUGAGGUGCUGGUGGAGCUCUCCAAUGGUCAGAAAAUGAAGGUCAACAAGGACGACAUCCAGAAGAUGAACCCACCCAAGUUUAGCAAGGUGGAGGACAUGGCCGCUCUCACCUGCCUGAAUGAAGCUUCAGUCCUUCACAACCUCAGGGAGCGCUAUUUCUCCAGUCUGAUCUAUACAUACUCAGGUCUGUUCUGUGUGGUGGUGAACCCGUACAAGAUGCUGCCCAUCUACUCUGAGAAGAUCAUUGAGAUGUACAAGGGCAAGAAGCGCCAUGAGGUUCCCCCACACAUCUACUCCAUCACAGACAAUGCUUACAGGAACAUGAUGCAAGACCGUGAGGACCAGUCCAUCCUCUGCACAGGUGAGUCUGGAGCAGGAAAGACAGAGAACACUAAGAAGGUGAUUCAGUACCUUGCUGUCGUGGCCUCCUCUCACAAAGGCAAGAAAGAUGGCAACCCGCAGGGAGGAUCUCUGGCCUUUGGGGAGCUAGAGAAGCAGCUGCUUCAGGCCAACCCCAUCCUCGAGGCUUUCGGCAACGCCAAAACCAUCAAGAAUGACAACUCCUCCCGAUUUGGAAAGUUUAUAAAGCUCAACUUUGAUGUUACAGGCUACCUCGUGGGGGCCAAUAUUGAUACCUACCUGCUGGAGAAGUCUCGAUGUAUUCGCCAAGCCAAGAUUGAAAGAGCCUUCCAUAUCUUCUACUACAUGGUGGCAGGAGCCAAAGACAAGAUGCGUGAGGAACUGCUCCUAGAGGGCUUUGGCAGCUACCGUUUCUUGGUGGCGGGUCAUAUGGAGAUAUCGGGCCAGGAGGAUGAUGAGAUGUUUGAUGAGACACUGGAGGCCAUGGCAAUCAUGGGCUUCACCGAAGAGGAGAGACUAGGGAUGCUGAAGGUGGUGUCUACUGUACUCCAGCUAGGCAACAUCAAGUUUGAGAAGGAGAGGAAUAGUGAACAGGCCACCAUGCCGGACAACACAGCCGCUCAGAAGGUGUGCCACCUGCAGGGCAUCAAUGUGACAGACUUCACCCGUGCCAUUCUCACCCCCCGCAUCAAGGUGGGCAGGGAGGUGGUACAGAAGGCGCAAACCAAGCAGCAGGCUGAUUUUGCAGUGGAGGCCCUGGCCAAGGCCAUGUACGAGCGUCUGUUUCGCUGGAUCUUGGCGAGGGUGAACAAAACCCUGGACAAGAGCAAGAGGCAGUCUUCAUCCUUUUUAGGUAUCCUGGAUAUCGCUGGCUUUGAGAUCUUUGAGGACAACUCAUUCGAGCAGCUGUGCAUCAACUACACCAAUGAGCGUCUGCAGCAGCUCUUUAACCACACCAUGUUCAUCCUGGAGCAGGAGGAGUACAAGCGGGAGGGCAUCGAGUGGAACUUCAUCGAUUUCGGCCUUGACCUGCAGCCGUGCAUCGAACUCAUCGAGAGGCCGAAUAACCCUCCCGGCAUCCUGGCUUUGCUCGAUGAGGAGUGCUGGUUUCCCAAGGCCACCGACAUCUCCUUUGUGGACAAACUUUUAAACACCCACACGGGUCAUGUCAAGUUCUCCAAACCCAAGCAGCACAAAGACAAACUGGUGUUUACUGUGCUGCACUACGCCGGCAAGGUCGACUAUAAUGCGGCCAACUGGCUGACCAAAAACAUGGACCCUCUGAACGACAAUGUGACCACUCUCCUUAACAACUCCUCCAGCACCUUCAUCCAAGACCUGUGGAAGGACGCUGACCGUGUGGUGGGUCUAGAGACGAUAACCAAGAUGUCGGAGAGCUCGGUGCCCAGCUCCACCAAAUCGAAGAAGGGAAUGUUCCGGACGGUGGGACAGCUUUAUAAGGAGUCUCUGGGGAAGCUCAUGACCACCCUGCACAACACCCAGCCCAACUUUGUCCGCUGCAUCAUCCCCAACCAUGAGAAGAGGGCAGGAAAGAUGGAUGCCCACCUGGUCCUGGAGCAGCUGAGGUGUAACGGAGUAUUGGAGGGGAUCCGUAUCUGCAGACAGGGUUUCCCCAACCGCAUCGUCUUCCAGGAGUUCAGACAGAGGUAUGAGAUCCUGGCUGCCAAUGCCAUCCCAAAGGGCUUCAUGGAUGGGAAGCAGGCGUGCAGUCUGAUGGUGAAGCACUUGGACCUGGACCCAAACUUGUACCGUAUCGGUCAGAGUAAGAUGUUCUUCAGGACCGGGGUGCUGGCCCAGCUGGAGGAAGAAAGGGAUCUCAAACUCACCGUGGUCAUCAUUGCUUUCCAGGCGCAGGCCCGCGGCUUCCUGGGGCGCAAAGGGUUCAGCAAAAGGCAGCAGCAGCUGAGUGCCAUGAAGGUGAUCCAGAGAAAUUGUGCCUGUUAUCUUAAACUCAAGAACUGGCAGUGGUGGAGACUCUUCACUAAGGUGAAGCCGCUGCUGCAGGUGACCAGACAGGAAGAGGAAAUGGGUCAGAAGGAGGAAGAGCUUAAGGCAGCAAAGGAUGUGGCAGCCAAGACGCAGUCUGAACUGAAGGAGAUCAGCCAGAAACACACACAGUUGGUGGAGGAGCGGACCCAGCUGGAGUCCAAACUCCAGGCAGAGACGGAGCUGUACGCUGAGGCAGAGGAGAUGAGGGUGCGUCUGGAGGCAAAGAAGCAGGAGUUGGAGGAGGUGCUGCAUGAGAUGGAAGCACGGCUGGAAGAGGAAGAGGAGCGUUCCAGCAAUCUGCAGCAAGAGAGAAAGGAGAUGGAGCAGCAUAUACAGCUAAUGGAGGCUCAUCUGGAAGAGGAGGAGGAUGCACGUCUGAAGCUGCAGCUGGAGAAGGCAGCGGUGGAAGGAAAGAUCAAGAAACUGGAGGAGGAUGUUCUGCAAAUGGAGGACCAGAAUAACAAACUACAGAAGGAACGGAAACUUCUUGAAGAGCGGAUGGCCGACUUGAGCUCUAAUUUAGCUGAGGAGGAGGAAAAGUCCAAGAACUUGACUAAACUCAAGACCAAACAUGAAUCCAUGAUCUCUGAACUAGAGGUGCGUCUGAAGAAGGAAGAGAAGGGCCGCCAGGACAUUGAGAAGGCCAAGAGGAAGAUGGAGGGAGAAAUGGCUGACCUGCAAGAGCAGUAUGCUGACCUGCAGGCCCAGCUGGCCGAGCUGCGAGCUCAGCUGGCCGCCAAGGAGGAUGAACUCCAAGCCACCCAGGCCAGGGUGGAGGAGGAGAGCGGCCAGCGGGCAGCUGCAGUAAAGCGGGUACGGGAACUGGAGGCCCUGCUGGGAGAGCUCCAGGAGGACCUGGAGGCGGAGAGGGCGGCAAGGGGGAAGGUCGAGGCGGCCCGCCGGGACCUCGGAGAGGAGCUCAACGCCCUGCGUACCGAGCUAGAGGACAGUCUGGACAUCACCGCCGCCCAGCAGGAUCUACGUGCAAAGCGUGAACAGGAGGUGACCAUGCUUAAAAAGGCCAUGGAAGAGGAGGGAAGGAGCCAUGAGGCCCAGGUCCAGGACAUGAGACAGAAACACAACCAGGCUGUAGAGGAGUUCACUGAACAGCUGGAGCAGGCUAAGAGGGUGAAGGCCAGUCUGGAGAAGACCAAGCAGGCCCUGGAGAAGGAGUCAGCUGACCUGAGUGCCGACCUGCGUUCCCUUGCCAGCAGCAAGCAGGACUUGGAGCACAAGAAGAAGAAGGUCGAAGGUCAGCUGGCUGACCUGCAGUCGCGCUUCAUCGAGAGCGAGCGGCAGAAGACUGAGCUGGGCGAGCGGGUCUCCAAGAUGACUGUGGAACUGGACAGCGCCACAGGUCUGUUGAACGAGGCUGAGGGGAAGAACAUCAAGCUAAGCAAAGAUGUCUCCAGUCUGACCUCCCAGUUACAUGAUGCACAGGAGCUGUUGUCAGAGGAGACGCGGCAGAAGCUGAACCUGUCAGGCCGACUACGGCAGACAGAGGAGGACAGGAACAGCCUGAUAGAGCAGCUGGAGGAGGAGAGUGAAGCCAAAAGGGCCGUGGAGAGGCAGGUUUCCAGCCUCAACAUGCAGCUAUCUGACUCCAAGAAGAAGAUGGACGAGCUGUCGGCGACGGUGGAACUGCUCGAGGAUGGCAAGAAGCGUCUCCAACGUGACCUGGAUGCAGCCAACAGCGAUUACGAAGAGAAGGCCUCGGCCUACGACAAGCUGGAGAAGAGCAAGAACCGUCUGCAGCAGGAGCUGGAGGACCUUCUCAUGGACCUAGACAGCCAGAGGCAGCUGGUCUCCAACCUGGAGAAGAAGCAGAAGAAGUUUGACCAGAUGUUGGCGGAGGAGCGAGCGGUGUCCAUCAAGUGUGCUGAGGAGCGGGACCACGCGGAGGUCGAGGUGAGGGAGAAGGAGACGCGGGUGCUGGCUCUGAGCAGAGCCCUGGAUGAGAGUCAGGGGAUGCUGGAGGAGACAGAGAAAAACCUGAAGACCCUCCGAGCCGAGAUGGAGGACCUCAUCAGCUCCAAGGACGACGUGGGCAAGAACGUCCAUGACCUGGAGAAGGCCAAGCGUGGCUUGGAGGCCAUGUUGGAGGAGAUGAGGACCCAGAUGGAUGAGUUGGAAGAUGAGCUGCAGGUUGCCGAGGAUGCCAAACUGCGCCUGGAGGUCAACAGUCAGGCCCUCCGAGCCCAGCAUGAGAGAGAGCUGCAGGGCCGUGACGAGAUGGGAGAGGAGAAGAGGAGGCAGCUCUUUAAACAGGUACGUGAACUGGAGAUGGAACUGGAGGAGGAGAGGAAACAACGUGGUCAGGCAUCGGCCUCCAAGAAGAAGCUGGAAGGAGAGCUGAAGGACCUGGAGGACCAGCUGCAGACCAUCAGCAGAGGGCGCGAAGAGGCCCUUAAGCAGCUCCGUAAGAUCCAGGGCCAGGUGAAAGAGCUCCAGAGGGACCUUGAAGAGUCACGAGCGGCCCAGAAGGAGGUGUUCUCCUCAGCCAGAGAGUCUGAGAGGAGGGCCAAAGCCAUGGAGGCUGACAUCCUUCAGCUUCAGGAGGAGCUGUCGGCGGUAGAUCGAGCCCGUAAACAGGCGGAGACGGAGAGAGACGAGUUGUCCGAAGAUUUGGCCAACAACUCCUCUGGAAAAUCUCUUCUGACCGAUGAGAAGCGUCGCCUGGAUGGGCGCAUCAGUCAGCUGGAAGAGGAGCUGGAGGAGGAGCAGGCCAACGUGGAGAGCCUCAACGACAGGCUGAGGAAGAGCCAGCAGUUGGUGGAUCAGCUGGGCAGCGAGCUGACAACAGAGCGCUCCUCCUCGCAGAGCAAGGAGGCAUCCAGACAGCAGCUGGAGCGCCUCAACCGGGAACUGAAAGCCAAGCUGCAGGAUAUUGAGGGCCAGGGCAGGUCCAAGCUCAAGUCCUCCAUUGCCAGCCUGGAGACCAAGCUGAGGGAGGCCGAGGAGCAGCUGGAGAUAGAGAGCAGGGAGCGCCAGAACAGUGCCAAGGGCCUGCGUCAGAGAGAGAAGAAAGUGAAGGAUCUUACCAUUCAAAUUGAGGAUGAGAGGAAGCAGGGACAGCAGUAUAAGGACCAGGCGGAGAAGGCCAACUUGCGGGUGAAGCAGCUGAAGCGGCAGCUGGAGGAGACGGAGGAGGAGGCGCAGCGCAUGGCAGGGGCACGCAGGAAGCUGCAGCGGGAGCUGGAAGAGGCCUCCGAGGCCAACGACGCCCUCAACAGGGAGGUGGCAUCGCUCAGGAGCAAGCUCAGGCGCGGCGGGGAGGUGUCGGCGUUUGGUGGCGGGAGCCCAAGGAGCAGCGGCGGCAGCAUGAGGAGCACGGGGCUGGGGCCUAGUAUCAGCCGGUGGAGCGGGAUCAGGGAGAACUCCCUGGAGUUCCAGGAGGAGCACCCUCACUCUCCUUCUCCUGCCUGCACCCCACCUCCAGAGCUGCAGGGGGAGGUCAAUGGCUGUCCUGAUGAAUAGAGGGCAAACACAUGCAGAUACACACUGAUAGUUCCAGUCCAUGUGUGGGCUAUCUUCCUCUUCUCUUCCUCUCCCUGUCUAUUUAGCUUUGUGAAGUAAGUUAAUUCUUAUCUAUGUUUGUGAUUCAGAAGCAACUCCUGGAUUGAGUUUUUAAUGAUAUCCCUCAUUCAUCAAUACUCAUGUCACCGUAUAUCUGUAAAAGAAGCCCAUGCAAAUGCGGGGAUGAGCA